Molecule: messenger RNA, 1815 nt
Organism: Seminavis robusta
Lineage: Eukaryota; Bacillariophyta; Bacillariophyceae; Naviculales; Naviculaceae
Source: the annotation of a GenBank genome assembly
AUGUCCAGAGAGGAUAAAGGCAUUGCUCAGUUGUUCAGUCCUUUAGUUUCAAGGAGAAUGGCGAAUCGCAACAGUGGCAAUGGUGUCUUUGGCGCCGGUGUCCAUGAUCCUGAUGGAUUGCUUGGUUCUGAUCCCCCUGAAAUGCAGUUGGCGCAGCGUACGUAUUCAGAAGAUGAGGAAGAAGUGCAAAUGGAAGAUCGUAACAACCGUACUGUUUCCUAUGCCACGAUGAAUCCAAAUGCGGCCAACAUGAAUGAGCGCAAUCAGCUUCUCCGUGAAGCCCAAGAACGUAUGCGUCGUGACCCCAGUCUCUUCCAACGUGUAUCGCAGAUGGAGGAGGAGUUGUUGACCAGCAGCGAUGAAGAUGAUGGAAUGGGAUUGUGCGAGAAACUGUACAAGAUGAAGGACAACUCCCAAGCUGUUUUGCUCUCGAUGGCCAUUGGUAUUAAAGCAGGAAAUGCAGAAGGCAGUCGUUGGCUCGCUGAUUUCGAAAAUGAUCCUAUCUAUAAGGAUCUUGCGCAGAGGUCACCAUUCAACCCCAAGGUCAAAGAACUUAAAGAGGAAAUGAAGCGACGUUCCCGUGUUCUGAAGGUCACUUGUCGCAUGCAAUCGGCACUUAAACCUGCUUGCUAUGAAUGGCUCAAGAAGAAUCCGAUUGUGGACAGAAGGGAUGUUGCUUUCCUACGAAAGGAGGAAGCAACCACUUAUGCACUUCUGAACGCUCAAGCAGAAGAGAUGCGAACAGCUGCCAGAGAGCGUCUUCAGAAUGCAAACUGGAAUUGUGCCCCUCCAUUUCUUCGCUUGUACUGUGCCAUGAUCCAUGAUGAAGCACGUGAAGCUCUGUUGGCAGAUGCUGCUGCCUGGACAAGGGAAGAAUUGGAUGCCCGCAAUCACGAAGAACGCCCUGAGACUUAUCCUGAGGUGGUCGCACGGCUCUACAAUGACGAAUCGGUUGUCUUCACUACAGAGGCCCUACCAGAGUUGCAUGAGAGCUAUGCAGAACCUAUCACGUUGAAGUUCAGUGAAAUGCCAGGUGGUGAGCUUUCUGCCGAAGAAGCCAAAACCAGGAUUGGCGAUGCAAGAGCUCGCGUAAUCUCUAUCAUCCUUGAUUGGGAGCUCAGCGGCAAUGGCUUUGGUCAGCGCGAGGAAGGUCACGAAGACUGGGGCCAUUUCAGUUCGGAGCAUUACUCACUCUCCAAUGGAGACAACCGAGCAAACUUCGUCAAGGUCCACAAAGGGCAGCGUUUCCAUCAUCUCUAUUUGUGGCAUCUAGCUGAUACCAUGGGUAUCCUGUCCAAUGUUUUGAAUGUGCUCUCCAAGAAUGUAUCUGCCGAUGGGAACAACACUCCAGCCACUGCUGUCACUCGUCGUCGCAGAAAGGCUGCAGAAUUGAAGGAAGAAGAACGCCAACAGAAGAAGCAUUUUCGCGAAAUGGUUGGGACUUCUCUAUCUGCCUUGGCCAUCAGCAGCAAAGAGGAAAACAUUCGCAUUGAAGAAGACAAGAUCGAGAAAUAUGUUUUUGCACAGCUUGAGGCACGCCUUGAUGGAAGCCUCGCUGGUCGCAGAAAGUCCAGACUCUACGGGCAGAUGAUUGCUCACCACAAGAGGAAGAGCGCUCAGCUUGGGAAGGAGCUCAGGUCCAUGAAGGAAAAGUAUUAUGCCCUUGCUGGCAUCAAUAUUGACAGCGAUGGAAACCAACAAGACCCAGAAGAAGAAGAGAAUGUCGAUGACUACAACGAGAACCAGAUGCAGCAGCUUGAGCAGGACGAACCAGCCACCGAUGACGAAGAAGAGGACAUUGAUGAGGACGAUUGA